Messenger RNA from Penicillium riverlandense, 1251 nucleotides. Its product is annotated as putative NlpC/P60-like cell-wall peptidase. The transcript has a single exon. The record is from RefSeq and is a predicted model, not a curated record. Bases 1 to 1251 code for a protein of 416 amino acids. Lineage: Eukaryota; Fungi; Ascomycota; Eurotiomycetes; Eurotiales; Aspergillaceae.
AUGCACCCCCUCAAGGUCGCAUUAGCUCUUGCGGCCGUGGCCACAGCCAGCCCAACCGACCUCUUCAGUCGUACCACCUGCUCUACCCCAGACGGCAGUGGUACAUGCCUCGAGACCAGCUCGUGCGGUGGCUUUUCUGUGGCCGGCUACUGCCCUGGCGCCAGCGACAUCCAAUGCUGCAUUACCGACACCUGCUACACUCCAUCCGGCACCGGCACCUGCCGCGACACCACCGCGUGCGGUGGCACCUCUGUGUCUGGCUACUGCCCUGGCGGCAGCAACAUCCAGUGCUGCGUCGACGGCUGUAGCACCCCAGACGGCAGCGGCACCUGUAAAGAUAUCUCCUCGUGCAGUGGCUUUUCUGUGGCUGGCUACUGCCCCGGCGCCAGCAACAUCCAGUGCUGCAUCCAAGACAUCUGCAGCACCCCAUCCGGCUCUGGUACCUGCAAGAACACCGGCAGCGGCUGCUCUGGCGGCUCGUUCAUCCCCGGCUACUGCCCCGGCGACUCAUCCGUCGAGUGCUGCGUGUCAGGAACUACAACCUGUAGCACCCCAUUGGGCUCUGGUACCUGCAAGAGCACCGGCAGCGGCUGCUCUGGCGGCUCAUUUAUUGCCGGCUACUGUCCUGGCGCCAGCGACAUCCAGUGCUGCGUGUCAGGAACUACGUCCUGUAGCACCCCAUCUGGCUCUGGCGUCUGCAAGUACACCAGCAGCGGCUGCUCUGGCGGCUCGUUUAUUGCCGGCUACUGCCCCGGCGACUCAUCCAUCGAGUGCUGCGUUCAGGGCUCGGGCGGCGGCGGCAGCGGCUGCAUUAACUGCCCCAUCAGCCGCAGCGAAAUUAUCUCCCGCGGUGAGUACUGGAUCAGUCGCCAGGUCCCAUAUAGCAUGUACGCCACCUACCCAGACCCAGAAGGCACCGACUAUCGCACCGACUGCUCAGGCUUUGUCUCUAUGGCUAUCCACACUACUCCUCCAGGCUACUCUACCGUCACUCUCCCAGACGUUGCUACCGAAAUCAGCUGGGAUGCCCUCCAACCUGGCGACUUCGUUGGUACACUUGGGGCAGGUACAGGUGGUGCUGCCGGCCACGUCACUCUGUUCCACUCGUGGGUCGACGCCUCUACCAAGACGGAAUAUAACUCGCUGGAGUGCCGCGGUACUGCAUACGGCUGUGUCGCUUAUCAGCGUCCUGUUGGCUGGACUGACGGCGGCUUUACGUCUAAGCCCUAUAAGUAUAUCCAUGUUGAGUAA